Molecule: messenger RNA, 1184 nt
Organism: Fomitiporia mediterranea MF3/22
Lineage: Eukaryota; Fungi; Basidiomycota; Agaricomycetes; Hymenochaetales; Hymenochaetaceae
Product: glutathione S-transferase
Exons: 5
Coding region: 273-944 (223 amino acids)
Source: RefSeq, a predicted model, not a curated record
GUUCCUAUGCAAUAAUUGCGAUUAAUGCUGAGAAAGCAACUCAAUCUCGACUUAUUCAUCUAUAGACUUCCAUCUGUCAGCUCUGUUCUGUAGAAUUCUAGAGCCCAUUGACUGGAGCAUAUUGCUCGGUCAUGCUCUUAGCGACGUUCGGCAGUAUAAAGUCUAAGCACGUCAUCCGUUUCUCCUAUCGCACUCUUUCUACUGCUGUCAGAUUCACACUCGCAUAUUCUCGUUCUCACCGCACUUCAACUCAGACGCAUACAUUCAUCACCAUGGCCACACAGUCCAACAAGCCCGUUGUGUUGUACACCGCACCGACGCCUAACGGAUGGCCUCAGUCCAUCCUACUCGAGGAGCUCAAGGCCGUGUACGGCGGACCAGAAUAUGAAGUCGUCCAAAUGAGCAUCCGCGACGCAGACAUCGGCAAAGUCCACAACCAAGUCAAGCAACCAUGGUUCCUCGAGAUCAACCCUAACGGUCGUAUCCCGGCAAUCACGCACGAAGGCUUCCCCGUCUUCGAAACUUCCGCAAUCCUCGUCUAUCUUGCACAACAAUUUGACAAAGAGAACAAAUUCUCUCGUGACCCAGUCAAGGACCCGAAGGGCUACAGCCAGAUCUUGCAAUGGCUUUUCUUCGUGCACGGAGGCGUUGGUCCCAUGCAGGGUCAGGCAAACCACUUCAACCUCUACGCACCUGAGAAACUUCCCUACGCGAUCAACCGCUACCUAAACGAGACAAAGCGGCUUUACGGCGUCCUCGAAUCGCAUCUCUCUAAGCACGAAUAUCUCGUUGAUACCUACAGCAUCGCUGAUAUCAAGACCUUUGGAUGGGUGCGCAUUGCAGAGCGCACGGGUGUCUCGCUCUCCGAGUUUCCGAACUUGAAAAAAUAUGUUGAGCGCAUUGAAGCGAGACCCGCUGUUAAGGCAGGACUCGCUGUUCCGUGAAAGGUGACGAGAGAAUGAAGUGUUUUGAAGGCAUGGAAAGAAUGGGAAAGGUACUGACGUGAAGCUGACUGAAAUCACUGAACGCUUGUACUGUAUGAAUUAAGAUAACACAAAACCUGUCAUUGACCUAUAUCAUGAGCGAAAGCCGCCGUUAUUUUCGAGUAGUGAAAGCUGGUGCUGAGGUUAAGUGUUUAGGUAUUAGAGUUUUUUGACUGCUCGGUGGAUCGAGGCGUAAGAAAU